AUGACGAAGAAACGACGAGGAGGUAAAGGAAGCGAGACACAUUCACAGAGUGGCGAGAAUUCUGACGAGCUUCACACAAAAGUUAAUGGAGUCUCAACAGAGGAAGAUGCAAAUGCGCGUGUCUCUGAAAAAAACAUCACGGCCAAAGCUAAAAAUUGGCGGAACAUGAUACAGCGGACAAUCUGGACCUUUAUAAUGAUUGGUGGGUUCUUUGCAGCAAUAGCGGCCGGACACAUGUGGGUUAUUAUGCUGGUAGUCGCUAUCCAGACAAUGGUGUAUAAAGAAGUGAUCGCGCUAGGAGUUCCAAGCAAGGAACAAAAGCUGCCAUGGUUUAGAACUCUGAAUUGGUUUAUACUUCCUGUAUCCCUUGUGAUAUGUAAUGAUAUUUUUGCAUAUGUCUGCGGGAAACUGUUUGGAAAAAAGAUUUUCGGAAACAGGAUGCUGUUAAAGCUUAGUCCAAAUAAGACAUUCGAGGGAUUUGUUGGGGCAUGGAUAUGUACAAUCAUAUUUGGUCUUUUGUGGGCACAUCUUCUUAUGCGAUGGAAUUACAUGAUAUGUCCAGUAAAGGAUCUUAGCGCAAAUGUGUUCGCCGAAUUAAACUGUGACAUAAACCCAGUAUUCAUUCCUCAACAAUAUGUACUGAAACCAUGGUUAGCGGGGCUGUUUAGACGAAUAACACAUAGUGACAUUCGUAGUGUAUGGAUUGCGCCUCUUCAGUGGCAUGUAUUUGUGAUGGCGUGUUUUGCGUCAUCAAUUGCACCAUUCGGCGGUUACUUUGCUAGUGGAUUAAAACGAGCCUUAGGAAGAAAGGAUUGGGGAGACUCUAUUCCAGGACACGGUGGUAUAACAGAUCGCAUGGAUUGUCAGUUCCUGAUGGGGAUGUUUUCUUACAUGUAUUAUCAGAGUUUCAUCAAGACAUACGCGCACAAAUGUAUCUCCAUUUCAACCGGCUCCAUCCUUGAGUUAGUAGUCAACGACCUCGAGUCGUCGUCACAACUUGAACUGUAUCAUAAUCUGCAACAGUAUCUAUUUGGACAAGGAUUGUUGGAUGAAUGA
Messenger RNA from Ambispora leptoticha, 1056 nucleotides. Lineage: Eukaryota; Fungi; Glomeromycota; Glomeromycetes; Archaeosporales; Ambisporaceae. The record is from the annotation of a GenBank genome assembly.